Nerophis lumbriciformis (worm pipefish) is the source of this 5133-nucleotide messenger RNA. Lineage: Eukaryota; Metazoa; Chordata; Actinopteri; Syngnathiformes; Syngnathidae. The record is from RefSeq and is a predicted model, not a curated record.
AUGUCGGGAGAGGUGCGUUUGAACGAGCUGGAGGAGAUGAUUUUGGACGGGCCCUCCGGGUCGAAUGGCCAGUGUUUUAGCGUGGAAACCCUGCUGGACGUCCUGGUUUGCCUCUACGAUGAGUGCAACAACUCUCCACUCAGAAGGGAGAAGAAUAUCAAGGAGUUUUUGGAAUGGGCCAAACCCUUUACAUCCAAAGUGAAGCAAAUGCGGCUGCACAAAGAAGACUUUGAAAUCCUCAAAGUGAUUGGACGAGGAGCUUUCGGAGACGUAGCUGUUGUGAAGGUUAGAAAUACAGAAAAAGUAUUCGCCAUGAAGAUUCUUAACAAAUGGGAGAUGCUGAAACGAGCAGAGGUGGCAUGCUUCCGGGAGGAGCGAGACGUGUUGGUAAAUGGGGACUCGCAGUGGAUUACCACCCUUCACUAUGCCUUCCAGGAUGACAACAAUUUGUACCUUGUCAUGGACUACUAUGUGGGUGGUGAUCUGCUCACUCUAAUCAGUAAAUUCGAGGAAGGAAUGCCCGAGGAUAUGGCCAGAUUCUACCUGGCAGAGAUUGUACUUGCCGUCGACUCUAUUCACCAGCUUCACUACGUUCACAGGGAUUUAAAGCCCAACAAUGUUCUAUUGGAUAGGAAUGGCCAUAUCCGCUUGGCUGACUUUGGUUCCUGUCUCAAACUCAUGGAGGAUGGAAUGGUCCAGUCAUCUGUGACUGUGGGGACCCCAGAUUAUAUUUCCCCAGAGGUCCUCACGGCCAUGGAGGAUGGGCAGGGCAGGUUUGGACCCGAGUGUGAUUGGUGGUCCAUGGGAGUCUGUAUGUAUGAGAUGCUGUCUGGAGAGACUCCCUUCUAUGCAGAGUCUCUUGUGGACACAUAUGCCAAAAUCAUGAACCACAGGGAGCGAUUCCAGUUCCCACAAAAGUUAAUGGAUAGUGUUACAGAGGACGCAAAGGACCUAAUACGUCAACUCAUUUGCAGUCGAGAGUACCGUUUAGGACAGAAUGGAAUUGAAGACUUUAAGAACCAUCCAUUUUUUUCAGACAUCGACUGGGACAAUAUCCGAUCGUGUGAAGCCCCUCACAUCCCCGAGGUCAGCAGUCCAACAGAUACAUCUAACUUUGAUGUGGACGAUGACUGUCCUAAGAACCCAGAGACCAUGCCUCCUCCUUCUCACACUGCCUUUUCUGGCCAUCACUUGCCCUUUGUCGGUUUCACCUACACCAGUAAAUGCAUAAUAUCUGAUCGUGGUUGCCUGCGGCAGCUGUCAGAACUAGCAGAUGACGAGGGACAGGAAGAACUGGACAAAGAUGUCCAGUGCAGCCUUCAGAACAGCCUUGGCACAGAAGCCUACGAGAGGAGGCUCCACUGCCUGGAACAGGAGAAACAAGAGCUAAACCGCAAAAUUCAAGAUUUGACUAAGACAGCUCAAGAAUGUCAGCAGCCACCUGGUGAAGGCUCUUUGAGUGGAAACAAGGAAGUGGAGCUCAGUAGACUAAAGUCUGAGAUUGACCUCCUCAAGAAGCAAGUCACUGACACAAGCCAAGACGCGAUUAUGGCUCGUCGAGACCUAGAGGACUCGUCUAAACAUAUAAAGAAGUUAGAGAGACAAAACAAGACUCUAACAACAGAAAAUGAUGAGCUGAAGAAGGACAUUGUGCUAUACAAUGACAUGCUGAAAUCACAGGGAAACGAUCUGAAAGAUGCUCAAAACCAGAGAAAAAUGACCAUGCGAGAGUUUUCUGAACUCAACAAGACCCUCUCAGAUGUCAGGUUGGAAAAGCAAAAACUUACUCGCCAGCUGCGUGACAAGGAGGAUGAAAUGGAAAGACAAAAUCAGAAAAUGGAGGCUCUACGCCUUGAUAUGCGAAAGUCUGAGAAAGCCAAGAAAGAGAUGGAGACUCAGAUGGAGGAGCGCGCCGCAGAAGCGCUUAAGGAGAGGAGGUUAAAAGAACGUAAUGAAUUGGAAAGGGUGAAGGUAAAACCAUUUAGCACAUUUGCCACCACAGCCUCCCCUGAACAAUCCCAGGAGGUGGGACGUCUGCGGGGUGACCUGGCAAAGAAAGCCCACCUGUACGAAGAGGAAAUAGCACGUCGGCAGGCACAACACAGCAAUGAGUCGAUGGCGUUGCGCAAGGAGCUACGUGAUGCCGAGAGCCAGCAACUUAGCCUCCAGAAAGAAAUCCUGAUGCUCCAAGACAAGCUAGAGAAGACUCGAAGAGAGAGUCAAAGUGAACGGGAAGAGUUUGAGAACAAUUUCAAGGAAAAGUUUGAAAGGGAAAGAGUUCUGCUGACUGAAGAAAAUAAAAAGCUGUCCAGUGAAUUGGAUAAGCUGACUAGCAUGUUUGAGAAGGUGAGUGACUCCAAUCGGCGGCUUGAGGAUGAGAUGAAGGAGCUGGCUGACAAAAAGGAGAGUGUUGCUCACUGGGAGGCUCAGAUCACAGAAAUCAUUCAAUGGGUGAGUGAUGAAAAAGAUGCUCGCGGCUACCUGCAGGCGUUGGCCACGAAGAUGACAGAAGAACUGGAGGGUCUGAGAAACACCAGUCUUGGAGCGAGACCAACGGACAUGCCUUGGAAAAUGCGUCGCUUUGCCAAGUUGGACAUGUCGGCCCGUCUAGAGCUGCAGUCUGCCUUAGAUGCUGAGAUCAGAGCCAAACAGGGCAUUCAGGAUGAGUUGAACAAGGUCAAGGCUACCAACAUCUCUAGAGAAUGUAAACUGCAGGACAUAGAAAGUAGAAAUCAGGAGCUCGUAUCUGAGAUCGAAAGACUGAAAAAAGAGAACGAGGAGCUGCGGUUACGUAGAGGUGUCAAGCACCAGGAUUCCCAGAAUUCUUUCUUGGCUUUUCUCAAUGCCCCCACUUCAACACUUGACCAGUUCGAUUUAAUAGAUCAUUCUCCUCAUGCAGUCCAGACCCCCACUAUGCGUUCAGGAGGAUAUGGCAGUAUCGGCCGCUCUUCCCCUAAGCCAAAAGCACAUCAGUUUGUAGUGAAGUCAUUCAGUACGCCCACUAAAUGUAACCAGUGCACUUCCCUCAUGGUGGGACUUAUUCGCCAGGGUUGCACCUGUGAAGUGUGCAACUUCUCCUGCCAUGUAACCUGUGCGGACAAGGCACCAGCAGUCUGUCCCGUUCCACAGGAUCAGACUAAAGGACCACUCGGCAUUGAUCCUCAACGGGGCAUUGGUACUGCAUAUGAAGGCCAUGUCAGGGUGCCUAAACCCACAGGAGUGAAGAAGGGUUGGCAAAGGGCAAUGGCAGUGGUGUGCGACUUCAAACUGUUUCUCUAUGAGUUAGGUGAAGGAAAGAUAACACAGCCAAGUGUGAUUGUAAACCAAGUCAUCGAUAUGAGGGAUGAAGAUUUUUCAGUCAGCUCUGUUUUGGCCUCGGAUGUCAUACACGCCAGCCGCAAAGACAUCCCUUGCAUAUUCAGAGUAACGGCGUCCCAGCUCUCCCUAUCUGGCAGCCACAAGCCAUCCAUCUUGAUUCUAGCUGAUAGUGACCAGGAGAGGAACAAGUGGGUGGGUCUUCUAAAUGAGCUCCACCGCAUCCUCAAGAAGAACAAGCUCAAGGAGCGCUUCGUCUACGUUCCCAAGGAAGCUUACGACAGCACGCUGCCACUCAUUAAGACUACACAGUCUGCUGCUAUCAUUGAUCAUGAGCGUGUCGCUCUGGGCAACGAAGAAGGCCUCUUUGUCAUCCACGUCACUAAAGAUGAAAUCAUUCGGGUGGGUGACAAUAAGAAGGUGCACCACAUUGACCUGAUCCCACAGGAGCAGAUGCUGGCUGUCAUUUCUGGAAGGAACCGCCACGUCCGACUUUUCCCCUCGCAGGCCCUAGACGGUCAUGAGAUCGAGUCUUUUAAGCUCGUAGAAACUAAAGGCUGUCAGACGAUUGUUUCCGGAACGGUCCGAAACGGCUCGCAAACGUGUCUCUGUGUGGCUAUGAAGAGGCAAAUCAUGUGUUAUGAGGUGAAUAAAAGUAAAGUCCGCCACCGUCGGCUACGGGAAUUGCAGGCUCCAGGGAUUGUCCAAUGGAUGGGUCUGCUCAAUGAGCGGCUCUAUGUGGGCUACCAGUCUGGCUUCACCCGAUACAGUGUCCACGGUGAUGUAUCGCCAGUAAGCCUCCUCCACCCUGAGGAUCACACCCUGGCAUUCAUCCCGCAACAGAACCUGGAUGCCCUUUGUGCGGUGGAGAUCUCAACCAAGGAGUUGCUGCUCUGCUUCAGUGCCAUCGGCGUGUACGUAGACUCUCAGGGUCGCAGGUCACGCCAACAGGAGCUCAUGUGGCCUGCUGUGCCAAAUGGGGCCUGCUACAAUGCCCCUUAUCUGUCGGUGUACAGUGAGAAUGCAGUUGAUGUUUUUGAUGUCAACACCAUGGAGUGGAUUCAGACUAUCCCACUAAAGAAGGUGCGACCUUUGAAUGUCGAUGGCUCUCUGAAUCUGCUGGGGCUGGAAACAGUGCGGCUCAUCUACUUUAGAAACAAGACUGCUGAGGGCGACGAGCUGGUCGUCCCGGAGACGUCAGACAACAGCAGGAAGCAGAUGGUUCGCAGCAUGAACAAUAAGAGACGCUUCUCCUUCAGGGUGCCAGAGGAAGAGCGACUUCAGCAGAGGAGAGAGAUGCUACGGGAUCCUGAGAUGAGGAACAAGCUGAUCUCCAACCCCACAAACUUUAACCACGUCGCUCACAUGGGACCAGGGGACGGGAUACAGAUUCUCAAAGACCUGCCUAUGAAUGUCCGCAUCCCGGAGAGCCGCGCAGGCUUCAGCGGUUCUGUCAGCAUCCCCUCCAUCACCAAAAACAGGGCCGAGCCUGGCCGUUCCAUGAGCGCGAGCAGUGGGCUGGGCAUACGCCCACCUUCGCAGAACGGCAGUGCCCUGCGUCGAGAACUGUCCGGCGGCAGCUACGGGUCCAAGCGGCAAGCCAUGACGUCGCCCUCGGAGAGCUCCCUGUCCUCAGGCGGGGGCAUGGACUGCGUGGAGGCGCCCCUCUCUCAGUUUGACAGAGAGGACUCCGACUCCCCCCGCCACUCGACGGCCUCUAACAGCUCAACCUUCAGCAGCCCCCCCAGCCCGGCAUCCCCUCACAAGACCAAGUCCUUGUCCCUGGAGAGCACUGAGCGCCCGGGCUGGGACACAUGA